Messenger RNA from Triticum aestivum (bread wheat), 975 nucleotides. RefSeq lists its product as uncharacterized. The coding region runs from base 274 to 975 and encodes 233 amino acids. The record is from RefSeq and is a predicted model, not a curated record. The transcript is spliced from 3 exons. Lineage: Eukaryota; Viridiplantae; Streptophyta; Magnoliopsida; Poales; Poaceae.
UCGACCUAACUGCCCGAUCCUAAAGAGGUGCUAAGGGGCUGGAAGACCGAUGUCCUUCGCCGGCCGCCGCGAGGGCAGUGCCCGCGGCACCGCUUCUGCUGAUCGUCUUCAAAACGCCAUGGUCUACAUCAUGCCUGCAUCAAGCAGGCACUGUACUUUGCUCAUACACAUCCCAAACGAGUAGCCAUCGGGCGAGCCCCAAGAAACCCAGAACCCAUUGUCUCCCAAUUCCAACCUUUCUCCCGAAGCCACCAAACCUCCCGCCGGCGAACGAUGGAUCCGUUCCACGACGGGCAUCACGUGCGGCUGAGGAGGAGUACGCACGCGGCGCCCCACCCCGGCGAGGGCGGGGAGGUCGCCACCCUUGGCCCGCGCCGCGCGCUUCUGGAGGCGGCCGACCACGUGGGCGGCCUGCACCCAGGCGCCGCUGACGGCGGCUACCUCGCCGCCACGAGCUCGAAUGCGCUGCCCGCAGAACACCACUUGCGGCUGAGGAGCCGCACGCACACGGCGUCCUCCCACCCAGGCGAGGGCGGGGAGGUCGCCAACCUUGGCCUGCGCCCCGCGCCUCCGGAGACGCCGUCGGGACGCUUCCUCGCCGCCACGGGCGCGCCGGUACCGCGGGCAAAGAAGCACCGCGGCUUCGACGACGACGAGCCGGGCGCCUUUCCGCUCCCAUCCCAGGAGUACGGCUUGCGGCGCCGGCGGGCAGGCGAGGAAGCCAAGGCUGGCUUCCGCUGCGGAGGCUACGAGUGGGUGCUCGACUCCCGACACGCCCAAGCACCGGCCGCUGCCGGCGAAGUCCCUCCACACCACACUGAACUUUCUGGUGAGAAUGAGGAUCCUCUCCUCCCCUGCCUUAGACACGCCAUUUGUUUUAUUGUCCAGCUUUGUCUGUUGAUGUUAACUGAAGAGUUAAUACCAUUAUUGAUACAUAAACUUGUAGGGGUGGGAACAGUUUCAUACAAGAACUAA